AUGUCCGCGAUACUGUUGUCCUCGUUACUGUUCGCCGCAUUACUAGUCACUCCAGCGGUAGCCCAGGGGACAGAUGCGGCCUCCCCCGGCUGUACCGUCUCCGCGUCGGCGGUAUCCUGCCCGGCGGGACUUGGGGGCCGCGCAUUUGCGCUCAACGCGCAAGCUUACAUCGCGGGCGCAGGCCGAGAAAACGCGCUCGUCCUGGGCGCGGGCGGAACCGCGGAUAAGGGAUCCGCGGGUUCCGCAUUCACUAUCGCCGUGCUCUCGCCUCCGCUCGGUGGCGGAGGCUCCUUUUCGGCGCGCUUCACGUUCCAGCUGGAGGGGCAGAACGAGGCUGACGUGGCAACGGGGCUUGCUUUCGUCAUCAUUGGCGGAACCAACACCGCUGUCGGAUCGCCUAGCUCUGCCGGCUACGGCGGCGCCGCCUUCGAUGCCAGCCUGGCAGUGGUGAUCAACGGCCGCCCGCCCAUCUCUGCCGGCCUGCUGCUGGGCGGCAAGGCGGACGGCACUGCCGGAUGGGCGGCUCUCAACCCCUCCGCGCCUGACGCACCCCAUCUCCUGGUCCCGGGGGUGCAGCAGCACGCCUGGGUGGACUACGACGCCUCCCACUCCUCCCUUCUCCUGGUCCCGGGGGUGCAGCAGCACGCCUGGGUGGACUACGACGCCUCUAGCACCACCCUCCGCCUCUUCCUCAGCGGCUCCUCCCCCACCAAGCCUGCAGCUCCGGUGCUCUCCGAGCCUGUCAACCUGGCUCGGACGCUCGGCUUGGCCGCAGACGGCAGCUGCCCAGAUGGCAUUGGCGAGGCGGCGGUGGGCGGCGGUGGUUGUCUGUUUGUGGGGUUUACGGGAGGGUCGGCAGCAGUGGAUACAGUUGAGCUGGCAGCAGCGGGAGUGGUUCCCGGAGGGGAGCUCAUCCAGACCGUUGACUCGUUUGACUUCAAAUUCCUCUCCGCCGGCGCUACAGCCGGCGCUACAGCCGGUGCUACAGCUGAUACUGCCACUGCAACCUCUGCCGAUGCUACCAGCACUGAGUCACGCCUCCCCCGCUCGGCAGAUAUCAGCAGUGCAACGGUGGCUUCCUUCGGAGCCACAGACCCCUCUGCUGCAGGCGGCGGUCUCUUCUCAGUCGCCUCUGUCGAUUCCAGCUCUGGCACUGGUGGUCUCACUGCCUCUGCCGCCCCUGCCCCUGCCCCUUCCGCUAGCUCCCCCUCCUCCUGCAACGUCACUGCCACCAGCAUCUCCUGUGCUGGUUUUUCCUCUUCUUCCUCCUCCUCGCCCUUCUUCAUCCUCUCUGGGGAUGCUCAGAUCGGGCCCGGACCGAACUUCCCCAUCUGGCUCGACACCACCACCAAUGCUGCAGGCUGCGCCUUCUCCAUCCCGAGCCUCAGCCUCAGCCUCGGCACCGGACCGGUGGCGUUUGAGGCGGCGUUUUCGUUUUCGUUUGCGGCGAGUGCGGAUUACAACAGCUGGGGUAGUCGAGGGCUGGCGUUUGUGCUCACUGCCGGGGAGAAGACCGCCUGUGGCCGCAGCUCCGCCAGCAACAUAGGGUAUGGAUCAGCCCCUAACGCGUCGUUCGCAAAUAGCAUAGCAGUGGAGCUGAGAGCGCGGCCGACGGCGUGUGUGGCGGUGGUGGUGGGCGGGCAGGUGGCCGGCGACAACUGUGCCGACUCCGAUGCCAUGGCGCUGCUGCCGCCAGGGCAGGCGUUCACGCUGAACGAGCCGCAGCACGUGUGGGUGAGUUAUGACGGCAGCAGCGGCACGCUGCAGGUGUUUGUCUCCCCAGGCGCGGCCACCAAGCCCACCGCACCUGUGUUGGUGGCGCCCAUCGAUGUGGCGGCGGUUCUGGGAGGCACGGCGGGGCUGUCGGUGGGCUUCACAGGCGCGUCGUGGUGGACGUGGGUGGACGACCUGGAAGACCACAUCAUCCACUCCCUGUCUUUUGAAGCUGUCCCCCCCGGGUCGCAGCAGUCCCUGCCACCCUCCCCUGCGCCCACCACGUGCCACCUCGCCCCCUCCCACACGCGUCUCACCUGCUCGGGCUUUGCGGGCCGCUCAGCCUUCCGCCUGAACGGCUAUGCCCACGUGGGGCCCGCCCCCUCCUUCCCCCUCGUCCUCGACACCGGCGGCACCGCUGGCAGCGCGCUCACCCUCGCUGACCUGGCACUCUCGCUGGAUUCGUCCACGUCCGCAGUAACUGUAGGAGGAGACCCGGCGGCAGCAGUGGCGUUUGAGGCGGCGUUUGCGUUCUCGGUGUGGACGGAGACGUCUUAUGGCUACCGGGGUAGCAGGGGUUUGACUUUUGUUGUUAGCAGCGGCGACAAGACUGCCUGCGGGUCGAGUGAUAUGGGAGCCAUAGGGUACGGGGGAGCGGCACCAGGGGCGUUUAACGGGAGUGUGGCGGUGGAGGUGCGGUCGGGGCCCACCUCGUGUGUGGCUGUGGUGGUGAACGGCGUGGCUUCAGGCGACAACUGCGCUGCUGCUGACCACAUGACCGGCCUCACAGGAGACCAGGUCAGUUCAGUGCGGUAA
This is a messenger RNA of Closterium sp. NIES-65, 2529 nucleotides long. Lineage: Eukaryota; Viridiplantae; Streptophyta; Zygnematophyceae; Desmidiales; Closteriaceae. The record is from the annotation of a GenBank genome assembly.